This is a messenger RNA of Gongylonema pulchrum, 630 nucleotides long. The record is from the annotation of a GenBank genome assembly. NCBI's taxonomy places the organism in Eukaryota, Metazoa, Nematoda, Chromadorea, Rhabditida, Gongylonematidae.
UUGGCGUCAAAUUACUAUUUAGCAUUUCAGUUUUGUGUAAACGAUGAAAUCUACGUAACGGAAAGAUUAAAUAAAGACUGGUUGCGUGGGACGAUUGGCUUGCGACAAGGUAUUUUUCCGGUGAAUUACGUUCAAGAAAUAACAUCCCCCAGGACUGAGAUUUCCUCGUCGCUGACAGAAAAUAAAAAUCCCACGCCGAAGUUCGUUACAGCUGCAUAUGACUAUAACAGUGUUGUCGAUGGAGACUUGAUAUUCAAAGCAGUACCACGCACUUACAUACUCACUGAAGACAGCAGCACUGCACAAAACCAGAUUUAUGGUACUGGCGCGGUUGGCACUACCGGAAGAUUGCAUGAAAUGACUGGUUUAGUACCACGCACUUACAUACUCACUGAAGACAGCAGCACUGCACAAAACCAAGUUUAUGGUACUGGCAUGGUUGGCACUAUCGUUACCGCAACAAGAGAUUAUUAUAACGUUGCAAGCGAUCAUUUGUGUUUCUCGAAAGGCGAUCAAAUUGAAGUGAUCGAAGAGGUAAACAGCAGUUGGUUGAAAGGACGACUUCUGCUCAAUAUGUGCAAUGUGAAAUCUUUCCCGAUUGGUUUGUUCCCACGCUCAGCGAUUCUGUGA